CGCAGCGACCUGUCGCGGGCGCAAUAUGGUGGUGCUCCCCGUUGCCUCACGAAUGUAUCGUUCGUUGUCACGGACGUGUUUGCUGUAAAAUAUGAACGUGAUCUCGAAGUCGACGACCAUCUCGCCGUUCCUGAAGGCGACGGCGACAGCCGUCUCGAACGGUGGGUUCCCCGUGGUCGCGACCAGUAAAGUAUGCAGGCCGAAAAUCUCUGUUCUCGAUCCCGUCAAACGGCAACUACCUCAGACUGCCUAUCAGGAUCUUAUUACCGGAGUCUUGUGCGUGAGCUCGGGAGUCGCAGUUAGCACGCAGAUACAUCAGCGGCGUUUGGCACACACCGACAUUCAGUGGCCAGAUUUCUCAGAUUAUCGCAAAGAUGAAGUACGAGAUCCAAGCACAAAGUCAAAGGACAGCGCUCCAAAUCGCAAGGGUGUCUCCUACCUUAUUGCAGCUGGUGGUACCGUGGCAGGUGUCUACGGCGCGAAAGUUGUAGUUCACAACCUCGUUGGUAUGCUAAGUGCAUCAGCUGAUGUACUUGCCAUGUCAAAGAUCGAGAUAAAACUUGACAGUAUCCCCGAGGGCAAGAGUGCUGUCUUCAAAUGGCGUGGAAAACCUCUGUUUGUACGACACAGAAUACAAUCGGAAAUCGCGACGGAAGCCAAGGUGGACGUUGUGAAUCUCCGCGAUCCAGAAGAGGAUAGCGCUCGCGUGAAGGAUCCCAAGUGGCUAGUCGUAAUCGGUGUUUGCACGCAUCUGGGAUGCGUGCCCAUCGCUAACGCGGGAGAUUUCGGCGGUUACUAUUGUCCAUGCCACGGGUCUCACUACGACGCCAGCGGUAGGAUCAGAAAAGGACCGGCGCCGCUGAACCUCGAAGUGCCACCCUAUGAAUUCACCGAGGACAAUCUACUCGUUGUUGGUUAAUUCGAUAUCUGUAGUCAAAUAAUAAAAUAAUUUAUGAUAAUUUAUGCUCCAUGGGCACGCGUGACACCCUGUUAUUAUUCUCAAUGCGAUGAAAAUAAGAGAAAUGUGUUUUGUAUAUUUCUUGUGACUUAAUGGAGCCUUUGUUCAAACAUUUGCUGAGGCGCGGCCACUGUAUCGAAUUUAGAAUAAAUAUUAAAUGACUCUUUA
Monomorium pharaonis (pharaoh ant) is the source of this 1126-nucleotide messenger RNA. It is a transcript of the gene RFeSP, whose product is annotated as cytochrome b-c1 complex subunit Rieske, mitochondrial. Gene Ontology annotation, molecular function: quinol-cytochrome-c reductase activity; 2 iron, 2 sulfur cluster binding. Gene Ontology annotation, cellular component: membrane. Bases 92 to 919 code for a protein of 275 amino acids. Lineage: Eukaryota; Metazoa; Arthropoda; Insecta; Hymenoptera; Formicidae. The record is from RefSeq and is a predicted model, not a curated record. The transcript is spliced from 4 exons. Gene Ontology annotation, biological process: mitochondrial electron transport, ubiquinol to cytochrome c.